Messenger RNA from Cannabis sativa, 654 nucleotides. RefSeq lists its product as uncharacterized. The transcript has a single exon. NCBI's taxonomy places the organism in Eukaryota, Viridiplantae, Streptophyta, Magnoliopsida, Rosales, Cannabaceae. The coding region runs from base 1 to 654 and encodes 217 amino acids. The record is from RefSeq and is a predicted model, not a curated record.
AUGGUUCUAAUCUAUGUCGAUGACAUUAUUAUAACAGAAAACAAAGCUGCUACACUCAAAAGUUUCAUUGACAAACUGAAUAAUCUCUUUGCUCUCAAAGACCUAGGACCGAUUCACUUCUUUCUUGGAAUUGAAGUACAUAGAGAUGAUACAGGUCUGUACUUGAAUCAAGGGAAAUAUGUCAAAGAACUUCUCACAAGAAUUGGGAUGAUGCAUCUCAAGCCAUGUAAUACACCCAUGACAGUGGGUAAGCCGUUGUCUAAAGCUGAUGGAGAACCACUUGCAAAUCCAUCAGAAUACAGAAGCAUCAUAGGGGGGCUGCAAUAUUUAACACACACACGACCAGACCUGUCCUUUGCCGUAAACAAACUGAGUCAGUUCCUUCAAUCUCCCACUACAGUCCACUGGAGUGCAGCCAAGAGAGUACUUCGAUACUUAAAAGGCACAGCCUAUCAUGGUCCUCACAUUAAACAUUCCGAUCGGCUAUCCAUCACAGGUUACUCUGAUGCAGACUGGGCUUGUAGUCCAGAUGAUAGAAGGAGCCUUGCUGGAUACUGUGUGUACCUUGGAGAAACACUUGUGUCUUGGUCUUCCAAAAAGCAAUCAGUGAUAUCUCGUUCGAGUACGGAAUCUGAGUACAGGGCUCUUGCUUAA